UUUGUCAGCUGCACAAGAAGUAUGUGCUUCGGUCUCGUGCCUCCUGACACAGAAUGACUGCGAUCUGGAUAACUCUGAUUUCUCUGGGCAUUGUGUCAUUCUGUGAUGGAGUUUAUGCAGGUAACACAGUGCAAGAGCCGGGGAGAGGCCCAGCCUGGGACUGCGCGGACUUCCGGCACGUCGCCAGGAGAGUGCUCCCCAAGGGGGUCCGAUUCCACAUCCAGUUCCUGCUCUUCACCCGGGGCAACAGAAGCUGCGCCACGGUCAUCAGGCAGGACUCCGCGGCGCACUUCAACGUCUCCCUGCCCACCAGAGUCAUAAUCCAUGGCUACAGGGUUUUGGGAAACAAGCCCUCCUGGAUUAAUGACCUUGUCCUCGCUUUCCUGACGGCAGAGGAUGUGAAUGUAAUCGUUGUGGACUGGGUCUAUGAGGCUUCCUUUGCCUAUAAGGUGGUAGUAAACAACUACAAGGAGGUGGCAAUAGAGAUCUCCAAACUCAUCAGUGCGCUCACUAAACUUGGAAGCAAAAUGGAAUCAUUUCACUUAAUUGGGAUCAGUUUAGGGGCGCAUGUUGCAGGGUAUGUGGGCACCCUCUUCGGUGGAAAGCUAGGAAGGAUCACAGCUCUAGAUGCAGCCAGCCUAAUGUUCAAGGAUGCGGACGCAUACGAUCGCCUUGACCCCACUGACGCGCUGUUUGUAGAAGCCAUUCACACGGACUCAGACAAAUUUGGGACAUCAAAUCCUAUUGGCCACGUGGACUUUUUGCUCAAUGGAGGGAAGGACCAGCCAGGCUGUGGCUUGUCCAGAUUGUCUUCAGUGUACAGGUAUAUAAUCUGUGACCACAUGAGAGCCGUGUAUGUCUACAUCAGUGCUCUGAACGGCUCUUGUCCACUGGCCGGGUUCCCUUGCUCCAGCUACAAAGACUUUGUCGGAGGAAGCUGUCUGGACUGUGACUCACACUUCAACGGCUCCUGCCCCCAAAUAGGCAUGCAGGAUACUCAUGGGAUCGAAGUCAAAACUUUUCCUGAACAUCCAGAGAUUUUCCUGAUGACCAUGCCCGAAGCACCUUUCUGUGCUCACCACAUUCUCCUGGUGCUGGAGGUGAAGCCGCUGACGACGAAUGGAAAGAUCUCGGUCACUCUGAGAAGCAGCCAGAGGCCCGACACGCAAGGCAAGAUCCAGCUCCAUUCCAAUGCGACCAGUUUUAAGAGGGUGAUGGCCCACCCGACUGCACUCUGUCAAAUAGACUCCAUUGAGAUGAUGAAUUCUGGCUCCUGGUGGUACCACCAACGGGUGAUUCACGUCGAGAAACUCUGUAUGUCUGAACUUCCGUAUCGGAGGGGGAAGGAGACGUUAUGUGUGGAGAAUAUAGUGCUCAGAAGAAAUCAUGAAUGGUCCCAUGAAUUUGUAGAGCUCUAUACAAACAAAGAAAAUUGUACAGGUUGGUGACUUCCCCUCUAGCGAAGGGGAGGCCGAAUGACUUGUAUUGUUGUUCAUUUUUGGCAUGUAUCGUCUCUUAAAAGGCCUGCACUGAAGCAGAGAUACGUCACUUAUGAAUUUCUCUCUCGUUGGAACAUCCUCGUUGCGUCUGCUCUUCCAGCUGUUGAUUAAGUCGAUUGCUCUCGUGAGAGUUGCUCUGCGGAGGCGGAGGCGGAGGCGGAGGCGUGGCGGCGGGGUUUCUUCACGAGCUCCCCCUUCCUCCCUGCUUCUAGAGACGUGCUGCUGGCUGCAUUAAUCGGAGUCUCUAAAACUUUGUGUUUGCUUUUAGCAUUCAAUGUUGAUCCAUUUCCUGAAUCCUGUUGAGGUCUUUUGUGCUUCUUACUCAUCCAUUUCUUCUUCUGUGCCAAUGUGACAGUUCUCACACACUCUUUAGUGCUGCUUUGUUUUGCAUGUCACUGCAGAAUCGCUUUCCUAUCCUGACUCCACCUCUAAGUGAUCUUGGAAAGCAUGUCUUGGUGAAAGACUUUCUGUUCGGGGCUGUAUUUAAGUUUCCAAAAGCGCUCACUUACCUUUUUUUUAACUUCAUGCAUGUGAUUUUUCCUUUAGUGACACGCCUAUCAAUCCAUUGCCAGGUUGCUUGUCUUGAUAAUGGCCUUGGCACUAACAGUUCCACAUAUUCUAAAACGGCAAACUGCACAUCACACAAACGUCAGUCUCCAUGUCUGUGGUAGUUGUGCUGGUCUUGUUUUUGACUUUGUUAGAGCGCCUCUAUUUUUUCUCAUUUCCUCUUAUUGUUCUUCUUGAAGAGUAAGUGAUAAACAGGCUGACGUUCUCUGAAAACUCAAGAACUCUGCUGCCCCUCACAUUUCCUGAUGCUGUAAGCAAAUUUGCUGAAUCUGCUCUCAUUUCCCUCUGUCCCACUGGUAUUUUUUUUGUCUAUUCUGAAUGUUCUUUUUACUAAAUCAGUUUAAAGUGAUAUCUUGGGCAGCAACAGCGCCCCAAUAAGUUUUUGUCUCUAAAACCAAGUACAUUCAGGCAUAUUGAAGUGUUAAAAAACUCAAAAGAGCUUACAAUUAAAAAAGUGUUUGCAGACAGUGGCCUGUUGAUUGGACAAUAAUAUAUUUUAAGUCAUAAUUGAAUCAAUAUUGUAAUAGUAACCUGAAUUAUGCUCUCUCUGGUAUAAAAAAUAAUAUACAAAUUUGCCAUA
Molecule: messenger RNA, 2646 nt
Organism: Lepisosteus oculatus (spotted gar)
Lineage: Eukaryota; Metazoa; Chordata; Actinopteri; Semionotiformes; Lepisosteidae
Gene: pla1a
Product: phospholipase A1 member A
Biological process (GO): fatty acid biosynthetic process; triglyceride catabolic process
Molecular function (GO): lipoprotein lipase activity
Source: RefSeq, a predicted model, not a curated record